This is a messenger RNA of Eimeria maxima, 1341 nucleotides long. RefSeq lists its product as hypothetical. Gene Ontology annotation, cellular component: nucleus. Gene Ontology annotation, biological process: DNA replication; DNA damage response. Gene Ontology annotation, molecular function: double-stranded DNA binding. NCBI's taxonomy places the organism in Eukaryota, Apicomplexa, Conoidasida, Eucoccidiorida, Eimeriidae. Bases 1 to 1341 code for a protein of 446 amino acids. The record is from RefSeq and is a predicted model, not a curated record. The transcript is spliced from 9 exons.
AUGCCGAAAGCAGAGUUCGGGACGCCAAAAUGGAUGAGCAACAAAAUAAAGGCCUCCGGCCUGCAGAAACUAAGAUGGUAUUGCCAGAUGUGUCAAAAGCAAUGCCGAGAUGAAAAUGGCUUUAAGUGCCACCGGAUGUCGGAAGGCCACCAGCGUGCAAUGCAACUUUUUAUCCAACGUCCUGGGAAAUUCAUGGACGAAUUCUCUAAGGAAUUCGAGGAGGAGUUCAUGAAAUUGAUGCGCACAAGGUACUGUCGCACUAGGGUACUGGCCAAUUCCGUCUAUAACAACGUGGUUUGUGACCGCCACCACAUCCACAUGAACUCCACCAUCUGGGUCACGCUAUCUGAAUUUGUGCAGUACUUGGGUGCGACGCAAAAAUGCAAAAUUGAGCUUACACCGAAGGGCUGGUAUGUGGAAUACAUAGACCAUGAUGAGUUGGCCAGAAAGAAGGAAGAAGAGAAGAGGAGGAAGAUAGAAAAAUCUCUUGAAGACGCUCGCAUGGAGCGGAUCGAGGCAAUGGUUGAGGAGGCCCGCCAGCGAGGAGAUUUUAUAAAGCCAGAAUAUACACCACUGCAACGGCAAGAAGGGCAAACCAUCUCGUUCACAUUCAACAAACCAAAGCCAGAGACAAAAGAACGGAAAGUCAACGCCUUGCAGCAGCUACACGACCAGCUGAAGCAAGAACGUCGCUCCAAGAGUGACGGCCGGACAGAAAAGCGCAAGGUGCCUGAAAUUCCCUUUAUUCGUCCGUUUGAUAUUGCAUGGAUGCGCGGGAAGCUGCCAGAAAGCUUCACCACUUCCCCACGUUCAUUUGAUGUGGAUGUUUUUUUGUUUCAGCUUUCGGCCAUGGAGGCCUUAGUACUGGAAGCGGAGCAGCGCAAGCAGAAGACGGCUGCGUUCGAAAGGAAACCAUUUUCUGAGGAUAGUGUCGCUCCAGUAGCAGAUAGCGGAGAAAGAAAAGGACAAGAUGAGACUGAAGAGCACCACACCAGCUCCCAGCAGCGACCCCCACCGCACAAAUAUGCAGAUGCCGACUGGUGGCUGCAACCGGGCCUAAUAGUCAAGGUGAUGCACAAGACUUUGGGGGAUGGCAAGUACUACAAGCAGAAAGGGGUGGUGAAGAGUGUAGAUGGCAGGUACGCUGCAGUUCUAGAGAUGCUAGAAGGAGGUGCCAUUUUAAAGCUUGACCAAGAAUACCUCGAAACUGUAAUACCUGUAAGAAUUUUCUUGGAAAGGGAAGGCUCGCAGGAGGCCGCCUUGCUGUUGUUCUUGGUGAAUGGCGUGGUCAUGAAGGAAGUCUGGAGGGCUUGGAUAUGGACUCAUACUCCGUGCGGGUGA